UGACGUCCAUUUUAAAUGAGCAACAAGGAGACCUUCAGAAUCUAUGAACGAGCGAGAGUGACAUGCAAAAUCCAGUGAGGGUGAGUCUCUAUAGUGGGGGUUCUGGUUUUGACUUUUGGUUUGGGUUCGAACAGCUUAGGCGUCUCUGGUCAGUUGAGUAUCGGUGUCGGCCGUAAUCAGACACACACACAAACACACAGAUUUCGUCCAUCUUCUCACAGAUCCGAUUCAUCCUCUCUGUUGUUCCUUUGAGAUUUCGGGGCACAAAAUCUAAAAAAAAAAAUCUUGAAAUAGGUGUUUGAAUUGGAAGGAACAAUGGGCUUGUCAUCUGUUGCUACUGUUAGUGAAGCAAUAAAAUUUUGCAUAUUUGAUUUGAGAAGGGGACAACAUGAAGGGCAGGAGCUGGACAAAAUUUUAUUUUUCUUUCCUGCUGAUUUGCCGUUCUCGACACAACUUUCUGUGAUAGGGCUCAGUGAAGGACUUAUCACUUUUACAAGAAUUUUCUCUCCAGAGGCAGCUUGUGAGGUCAUAGAAGCAGACAGGCAUUCUCAUGUUUUUUACGAGGCAGAACCAGAUAUCUGGAUGGUGAUGGUAGUGGAAAAAAGUAAGGAUUCAGAAGCUAUGUGGCGGAUUGAUGCACUACGAAGAGUUCUCAAGGAAGUACAUUCUCUUUUUGUGAUGUUUCAUGGAUCUAUGAGAGCGUUGCUUGAUAAAGAACCCGGUGGAGGACUUGUUCGCUCUCACUUGUUUUCUUUUGUUAUGGAUUAUUUAAGUGCAUUUCAAAAGCGGUCUCCAUUGGAUUUGUGCUGCUGGGAUUUUCUUGUUGGGAAGAAACUUCAUUUACCAAAUUUCCGUGACUCUUUAAAGGAGCGUGGAACUGUACAGAUGUUGACUGUGGGCCGGGAGGCUGCAAUUGAAGUUCAGUCACUCGUUCGAGUAUUAGAGUCAUCUGCUGGGAACUCAUCAUGCCACUCAAUGAUCUUGUUCCAGGACCUUUUGGUGUCCACAACGCUUUCUCCUGAUGACACUAUUAAUUUGUUUACAUAUGCCAUCCUAAGGUUGACUCCACGUGCUCUAACCUCUGGGGUAAGUUGGUCCUACUUACGCAAAGGAAAUACAUCAUCUCAUGCUGCCACUGGGUCUAUAUUGGCAAAUUCUGGUUCAGUUUUGGAUAAUUUGUAUAAUUCAAGUGAUAUCUCUCCUGGUGGAGAUUGCAAUUAUCAUGUGGUUAGGCCCUUAAAGCAUGACAAGUGGUCCAAAGGGAAGGAUGGUUUUCUUGUCACUGAUAUAUGGAAUGAAGAAGCUGGUAGUUUGCCUCCUAGCACCACAACCAUUUGGCUUCAGCAAACAGAGGAGAAAAUGUAUCUCUGUGCUUAUCAGCAUAGAAACCUCACCUUAAUACUUCUCAUUCCUGUCACUUCCAUUCUUAGUGGGGAGCAAGUGGUAUCAAUUGUGAAGCAGCAUGUUAUUGAAAAUGCAUCUCUAAAGAUGUUGAAAGUUGAGGAGAAACUAUCAAAAGGAUGGGGUGGUGAGAAUGCAUAUCAUGUGAGCGGGUACCGAUACUUACUACUGGAUGAUGACAGAAAUGUAUCUAGGGCUUCUCCUCCAGGAAAAGUAACAACCCUAAAUAAGGAGUCUUUAGUUGCCUUGAGUAAUCUUCGAGAAGAGGUUGAUUUGGAAAAGAGCCGUGCAAAAUGGGAUGGCCCAGGAUGUGAGAAAGAUUUGGAAAUAUGCAUCAGAGCAAAAAACAAUGCUUGGGUGAUUGCUCGCGUUACAAGAGGGAAGGAGCUUUAUAUGGUUCUAGAGAGAGCCAAUGAGACUCUUCUCUAUGCUUCUGAUGCCAUGGAGAAAUUUAGUAACAGGUAUUGUGAUGGAUCAUUUUCUUUGGAUUAGGGCUUUUGGAUUGGGAUACUUUUUAGCUUUCAAUACUCAGAAUAAUAGGUAAGAUAUGCAUGUGCAUAUGCUCAGCAGAUAUUCUUUUAUUUCACGUCGUUGUUCCCAACAACUACUGGCACACUUUCACCAUAGAUUUUUGUAACCAUGCAACAGGAAUUAAAAUUAAAAAAAAAAUAGUUAUGUAUAUUUGCUGAUCCAUGUAUGUAAAAAUGUUCUCCCAACUGUUAACUGUAGGCAAUAUGCCAUUUGUACUGAAAUUUCUAGUUCAUAUAUGAUUUCUUCCACUUCCUCA
Cornus florida is the source of this 2188-nucleotide messenger RNA. RefSeq names its product vacuolar fusion protein CCZ1 homolog B-like. NCBI's taxonomy places the organism in Eukaryota, Viridiplantae, Streptophyta, Magnoliopsida, Cornales, Cornaceae. Gene Ontology annotation, cellular component: intracellular membrane-bounded organelle; Mon1-Ccz1 complex. The record is from RefSeq and is a predicted model, not a curated record. Bases 316 to 1893 code for a protein of 525 amino acids. The transcript is spliced from 12 exons. Gene Ontology annotation, biological process: vesicle-mediated transport.